UAGGGAAUUCGCGAGUCCGUGACGGAGAAUGUCGGCAUUGCUGCGUAUUUCGUGCGUGCACACGAUCAUCAGAUAUCACGUCGCGUUCAUCCGAGUCGUACGAUCUCUCUACGCUGCUGGCUAAUCACCGCGGCUCUAAUGCCACUCGUCGCAGCCUCCUCCGUUGGAUAGGCCGGAUCCCUGUCCAGGAUGCAGUAGCUACGGCGCGUCAAGUAGCGGUUGAUUCGACGACGAUCCUGCACGGGUACGGUAUAGUGUAAACUGAUAAGCGGGUGUUCGUCGAACAGAAGACCGCUUCGAAGGUUAGACCGAGCGAAGCGGAGCACAAAACGGCCCUUGUCGGAGUCGCAGAGGAGAGCUCUACAAGGCAGUUACAAUCGACGCGGCGAACGUAAACAACGUGAUGGAUGCUAAAGUGGACGACGAAAAUCAGCGUAGCGUCAACGAGGGUGACUGGAUCUGUCCUGACUCUCAAUGUGCCAAUGUGAAUUUUGCCAGGAGAAAUUCCUGCAAUCGUUGUGGAAAAGAUAGAAGUGAAUGUCCAAAGAAGAAAAAAUUGGGUCAAGAAAUUGGAAAAGCAGCCGCGGAAAAGAGUAGAGGUCUCUUUAGCGCGGACGAUUGGCAAUGUAGCAAAUGCGGUAAUGUCAACUGGGCUCGCCGACAGCAGUGCAAUAUGUGCAAUGCCCCAAAGUUCGGCGAGAUAGAGGAACGCACAGGAUACGGAGGUGGAUAUAACGAUCGAGGAGUCGUCGAAUACAAGGAGAGGCGAGAUGACGACGAUGAAUAUGACGAGUUUGGACGGCGCAAGAAAAAGCGGAAACUUGAAAAGAAUUCUGACGAUGAUUCCAAGGAUUCUAAAUACAGCAGCCCAUUGCGUAGUAAACCUAGAGAUAAGGAGGAAAAAGAUGAAGUGGACGAAGAGGAGCAAGAAGAAAAUGUUAACGUAAACGAGGAUGAAGAGGAAGAGGACGAGGAAGAAGAAGAGGAUGGUGAUUUAUCUAAAUACGAUCUUAGCGAAUGGGAUGAUUUUGUACCAGCGAAAAACAGUACGAACGGGAGUACCAUGUCAGAAGCGCAACGGUCAAGGUAAUUAAUAGCGAAACGGAGAUGAUCGGCGCGAUUCAGGCACAUCCAACCAAUGAAAGGCUGUACAGAAGGACAGGUUUGACUUGGGUUUCGGGUAUAAAAUUGAUUAUGAUGAUCAGUUGCAGACAGCAUACAGUGUGAUGAGUUAUUGCUAAAUAAUGUAUAGUCCCAGAUCCUUAAGACUUAAAGUAUAAGCUUGCUUUUAUUGCGAUUAUAUAUCUAGAUAUAUCGCGUAAAGACAUCGAAUAGAGAUUAUUUUAAACGUAACAAACUUUUAAGAAGCGCGAACACGCUUCUCAUUCGAUGUAUGACUUCUUUUUUUUUUUUAACAGGUUAACAGGAGACUCGAAAGAGACGCAACCAGUUCUUGGCAACUAAGAGAUAUACACAACGCAACAAGAUUUAGUAAUUUAGUACGCACCUUUGGAUAUAUAAAGUGGCCGAUAAUAUGUGACUUAUUACAAAGGAAUCGACUAACAAUAAGUUUUACAUUUAUAAUUGAGCUCGUAACUUCUUGUUGAUCCUAAGGAAGCGAAAUGUUAGGUCUUCUAUUUGCGCGAGUGUAUCGUUGUUGGCGAUUAGCAGAAUUCAGCGACAGACAUACUUGAGCGCAAGUAGUAUGUUUUGCUAGAACGAAAUACAAGAUUGAUAAUUCCAACAUGAAUCUAUAGAAGAAAUUAUACACAGAGCUCGUUUUACAAGCUAAAUAUGACAUUGUAGAAAAAGAUCUUACUCCUAUGUAAAAGAUGGUGUUAACGCUCUGCGCAGGUCCGUCGCCGCAGUGUUCUAAGAUUCCCAUUACUUUUUAUCACAAACGUAAAAUAUGUCGAUGUGUCACUCUGCUUCGUAUUGCUCAAGCUGCCGGAAGGAAGAAAUUUACUUUUCUUCUUUUGUCCCCUUGUGUCUCUCUCUCUCUCUUUUUACAUCAUAUUUUAUCUAUGCAUAAAUUUAUUCAGAUUAAAUAAAUACAAUCGUGAAAUGUAGUAUUAAAGAAUUAUUCUCCAAAACAAAGCAGAUGUAUUAUUCGUUUUUUUUUUUUUUUUAAGAGAGACUGAAAGGGAGAAUACGUUCUCUUGCUUUGACUAUCACAGAUUCGAGUAAAUUGAAAGAAAAAAAUAGCCUAUGCUUACUCUUUGAGAAAAGGAGAAAUUAGAGAGGUUUUCCUUUUUUUUUUAAAUCAGUCGCAUUUUGCGAAUUGUCGCGAACUCCUAUGGCCGUUGUUGAAUCGUAAAUCGAUCAAAUAUCGUACUGACUUCUUGUAAAUAUCUUUAUUUUUCAUUUAUAAUAAAAAUCAUUCAUCAACAACAUAA
Molecule: messenger RNA, 2396 nt
Organism: Cataglyphis hispanica
Lineage: Eukaryota; Metazoa; Arthropoda; Insecta; Hymenoptera; Formicidae
Product: zinc finger Ran-binding domain-containing protein 2-like
Exons: 7
Coding region: 404-1090 (228 amino acids)
Biological process (GO): RNA processing
Molecular function (GO): RNA binding; lipopolysaccharide binding
Source: RefSeq, a predicted model, not a curated record